Fonsecaea erecta is the source of this 855-nucleotide messenger RNA. RefSeq lists its product as hypothetical. The transcript has 6 exons. Bases 1 to 855 code for a protein of 284 amino acids. NCBI's taxonomy places the organism in Eukaryota, Fungi, Ascomycota, Eurotiomycetes, Chaetothyriales, Herpotrichiellaceae. The record is from RefSeq and is a predicted model, not a curated record. Gene Ontology annotation, molecular function: oxidoreductase activity, acting on the CH-OH group of donors, NAD or NADP as acceptor.
AUGGCUCCCUCCACAUGGGUUGUGAUCGGAGCUUCUCGCGGUAUCGGUCUCGAGCUCGUCCGUCAAUUGCUCGAUCAGGGAAAUCAGGUCAUCGCGGCCGUACGCAGCCCGGCCACGGCAAACCACAUCUGGCAGUUGGCCGCGAAACAAACCAGGCCCGCAGCCUGUCUUAUUGAACAGUGCGACGUCACUGAUGAGUCGAGCAUCGAUGCAUUUGUGAGUGCCAUGGGGAGGCUGGUCGCCAAGGGCAUGAGGCUCGACAACAUCGUUUUGAACGCUGGAAUGUUGAAAUAUCCCAAUAGGGCGACCGAUAUGUACGAUCCCAGAACGCCUCGAGAACACCUAUUGCACCUAAAAUCCUUUACCGACUUUGCACUGCAUCUACAUACGAACACUAUUGGGCCUAUUAUCAUUGCACAGAAAUUGCUUAACCUGAACAGCGCCGUACCCCCGUCCAAGGUGAUUUUCAUUUCCUCCGACUCUGGAUCCACGUCAUUGUUUCGGGACCACGAGGAUGGAUUUGGCGCGUAUUCGGCCAGUAAGGCUGCAUUGAACCAGAUGCUCAGACAUAUGGCUGCCGAGCUCAAGAGAAAGGGGGGAAAGUACGAAGAUGUCUGCGUCUUGGCCAUGCACCCCGGUGAAGUUCAGACGGACAUGGCGAACAUCAACGUGGACUGGGAAGUAGAAGGAAUCAUUACCCCUGAAGAGAGCGUGACACAGAUGUUGCAGGUGAUAGCAGAGAAAGGGAAAGAUGAUAGCGGGACCUUCUGGAGCAUCCUUGGUGAGGGUUCGAAGGUCCUUGUGCGCAAUGAGUACCAGCAACAGGAGCACAAAGUAUGCACUUCCUACAAUUAG